Molecule: messenger RNA, 392 nt
Organism: Rotaria sordida
Lineage: Eukaryota; Metazoa; Rotifera; Eurotatoria; Philodinida; Philodinidae
Source: the annotation of a GenBank genome assembly
AAUUACAAUAUGAUUAUUAUAAAAAUAAAAUUCAACCAAUAAAUAAAGAAACUCAAAUGGAAAUAAUUCAUCUUGAUCAAACACCAGAAGAUGAAAAAAAUGAAGAUCAAAUUAUUCGUAAACAAGAUGAACAUCUUGAUCAUAUUCAUAAUUCAAUAAUAUCAUUAAAAAAUUUAACACAUAAUAUUAAUUUUGAAAUUGAUGAUCAUAUACAUGUUUUGGAUAAUCUUGAAACAGGUAUGAUAAAUAGUCAAAAUCAUGUAGAAAGUCUAACAAAUCAAACAAAAUAUUUUAUUCGAACAUCAACUGAUGGUGUUGGAGGGCAUACAUGCUUAUUUGCUAUUGCUGUUGGUCUUUUUUUCUUAAUUGUUAUUUUAAUUAUUUUCUUCUAA